Messenger RNA from Pseudocercospora fijiensis CIRAD86, 858 nucleotides. RefSeq lists its product as uncharacterized. Gene Ontology annotation, biological process: defense response. The record is from RefSeq and is a predicted model, not a curated record. The transcript has a single exon. The annotation marks the transcript as partial. NCBI's taxonomy places the organism in Eukaryota, Fungi, Ascomycota, Dothideomycetes, Mycosphaerellales, Mycosphaerellaceae. Gene Ontology annotation, cellular component: extracellular region.
AUUGUGAUCACGAAUUCCUGCCCGGACCGGAUUUGGCCUGGGAUUACUACGCAGAACGGCGACGGAGCCUCUGACGGCUUUGCGUUGAAUGCAGGAAGCAAGCGCACCAUCAAUGUUGCCUCAAACUGGGAGGGACGGAUAUGGGGUCGCACAAACUGUACAUUCCCCGAUGGCGAUAAUGCAAAUGGACAUUGUUUGACAGGCGAAUGCGGCGCACUGAAAUGUAAACAAGCUGGAAAUCCUCCUGCGACACUCGCUGAGUUCACCAUGGAUGGCGGAGCUGAUCAGACUUUUUACGAUUUGAGCUUGGUGGAUGGAUACAAUUUACCUAUGGCCAUCGUGUUCAUGGCAAAUGGGGUCGGCGAGCUGGAAACGGUCAAAGGAAGUGAAAGCAAUCCGUCGUGCGUGGGAAGCGUGAAUGACUUGGCACCUCCCGGCUUCGAUCCCUACGCAAACAAUCAGCAAUUUCUUGGAACAACGUCGGCCGAUGAGCUACCGUUCGACACCAAAAAUACUGCCCAGACUGUGACAAGUUGGUGUCCUUGGGAUUUGCAGGUCAACGCGCCGGCAGCUCCUGGCGAUGGAGUCUACCCUUACCCGGAUGGAAAUGUCAAGCGACCUGCAUUCAAUCCUUGCAACUCGGCAUGUGCCAAAUACAACAAGGAUAAGUACUGUUGUAAAGGCAAAUACGAUACGCAUCCCAAUUGUCCGCCAAAUUACUACUCGAAGGCGGCCAAAAGUAUCUGUCCCGAUGCAUACUCGUACGCGCACGACGAUCAGAAAAGUACCUUCACCCAAGCGAAGGGAGGAGAGUUUGAGGUGGUCUUUUGUCCUGGGGGCCGGAGUACCAACAUUCUU